Molecule: messenger RNA, 2500 nt
Organism: Vitrella brassicaformis
Lineage: Eukaryota; Vitrellaceae
Source: the annotation of a GenBank genome assembly
GGCAGGGGUGGAUUUGCUAGUGUCGUCGCCGCAUCGGUUGUCGAUAUCUAUCAUACUUACUAUCGGUUGACGCCUUUUGUCGAAGGAUAACAGCAUCGAUUCACACGUACAUACGUUGAUAUGGAGCGGUACCUCAUCAAGCGGCCUCGUGACUGCUCGGCGAGCACCCACCUGUCCACUGGGCAGGCCAAGCGCGUCAAGGGCGGCGCAUCGCAGCCUCAGGCUCACAAGGCAGGUGGUGGCACUCAGCAGCAGCAGCAGCAGCAGCUCAAGCAAAUGGAGAUCGGGCCGUCCAUGAAGCUGCAGGAGGCCAAGUGAGCGACAGAGAGAGAAACCCGACGGCGUGCCGACAACCACACACAGAUACAUCCAUCCAUCUCUUCUAGUGAAUGUGUGUGUGUGUUCGCUGUGUGUGCAGGGUUCGUUUGUGUAAGGUGUGUGGCGUGCCCGUUGCCCCCGGUGAGCACCACGAUGACAAGCUGCACGAGGAGAUGGGCUUCAUCACCACCAAGAAGAAAGUCAAACAGCCCGUCAAGUGGCCAGGGGUAAGCACAGCUGGGCCAACACGGCCAACCAGUACACACCCAGCACAGUCUAGACCACACCCAUCGAUCUGUGUCGCCUUGCCUUGCCUCGGUCAGGCUCGGCGUUUCAUCGUCCGCACUUUGCCGCGGGGCGAGGCGAUAGCCCGCAUACACGGCAAGCCGGACCAGGCCGCAUGGAAGAAGGUACACAACACAACACGGACACACGCAGGGGUGGAGUGCUCAGCUCACCGCUGUUUUGUGUGUGUGUGUGUGUGUGUGUGUUGUGGUAUGCCUGGGGGUCAGGUUCAGUCGAUAUUUUCGGUGUUGAAUGAGGAGAUCGGCCACCCCGGGCUGCACGAGUGCCACCUGCGGUCGCACGACCAUCAGGUGGGUGGGUGGCUGUGGAGGAUGAUGGCCCCAUCAACCACACGACCCUCUUUGUGUGUGUGUGUAUGUGUGUGUGUUUAGUUGUAUUUGUACCUGAAGCCUCCCUCACUCAGCGUGGUGGGCUUCCUUUGGACCAGACCUGUGCAUAAGGUAGGCCGGCAUCACCCACACCCCCACCCACCCACCCACAGCACCUCAUUCCAGCCUUCUCUCUAUCCCGUUUUGUCCACCACCCGCAGGCGUAUCCCGUGUUGUUUGAGCAAGAUUUGUCGCAGCCCUCCUCGUCCAGUGCCAGUGCCAGUGCUGCUGCUGCCGGUGGGAGUGGUUCGUCCUUCCCGUCGCUGGAGCCCGUGCAGCUGCAGACGUCACAGCCAAAAGAUGCCCGCCUGGGGGUGGAGGUCAUCUGGUGGGCGAUGAAGGGAUGGAGGGAGGGAAGACUCUCAACAGUGUGUGUAUGUAUCGUGUUCAUGCGUGGCAUUUAGGGUUCACGCGUCCCACCGUCGGCAGCGGAUCGCUUCACAGCUGGUCGAUGCGGCAGCGUAAGCAAGCAGACAGACAGGAGAGGAACCAAACCAACGUCGGUCCACCAUCCACACACACCCCUUGUCUGUCUGCUUGCUUCUCAGUUCGAUGUUCGUGGAGGGUGUCAAGGUGCCCAGGUCGGAGAUCGCAUUCACACAGGUGAGGUGGGCGGCUGGGCGGGUCGGUGGGAGACAGACAUUGCCACCACACACUGCCGCACUCUCUCCUCUGAAUGGAUGUGUGCAGACUACGGCGCUGGGUACCCUGUUUGCGCGUCGCUACGUGGGUGCGGUGCACUUCAACGGCUACAGCACGGUGGACGAGGACCAGCAGGACAUCUGCCGAGCUGCAAAGAAGGAAACCGAUGCUGAUGGUGGCGAUGAUGAUAUGCAGCAGUGAGGAAUGGGAGAGGCGUAGGUGUCGUCAUAUGUUAUUGCCAGUAUCGUAUUGGACUGUAUUGCAUUCCAUUGAUCGGUUUUCUCAGCUCUGACGCCCGCUUUGUCCUUGUACACUGUUCGCCCUUGAUGGCAGUGAAGUUCCCAGCCCAGCAGGGAACUUUGCUGAGGUCAGGGGUGGCCUGCGCAGAAGGACCGAGGGGGCACAGCACAGCACGGCUAGAGAGAAAGGAAGGACCGAAGGAAGGAUUCAGUAUGAAGACAAGAGGGACGAACUACCUCGUCGUGUUGCUUGUCUCUCUCUCUGUCUGUGUGUGUGCGUUGUGGGUCGUGCUGGCGUCUGUCCAGGGGAUGAGAGAUACAUCCUCUAGAUGGGUGACUGAGUGACUCACAACGCGCAUACACAGACAGCGGGAGAGACAGCAUGCAAGAAGAUAGAUAACAGCCAGGGGAUGAGUGAGAGGGAGUGGAUUGGGGGAAGGGAGAUGGUUUCUGUGUACAGUGAGCAUUCAUGCAUGGGUGCGCGGCCAUGGCCAGCCAUAUAUCCCCACACACACGACAGUGUCUUCGUGGGGCAGUCAGGCAGUGUAUAGGCUAGCCAUGGUAUGAUGUGUGUGCAUCACAUCAUCCGGUCCAUGUGUGUGCAUUGAUUGAUUGCAUUUGUGAGAG